Nilaparvata lugens (brown planthopper) is the source of this 5481-nucleotide messenger RNA. It is a transcript of the gene GABA-B-R2, whose product is annotated as gamma-aminobutyric acid type B receptor subunit 2-like. Gene Ontology annotation, cellular component: G protein-coupled receptor heterodimeric complex; membrane. Gene Ontology annotation, biological process: G protein-coupled receptor signaling pathway; gamma-aminobutyric acid signaling pathway. Gene Ontology annotation, molecular function: G protein-coupled GABA receptor activity. Bases 313 to 3801 code for a protein of 1162 amino acids. NCBI's taxonomy places the organism in Eukaryota, Metazoa, Arthropoda, Insecta, Hemiptera, Delphacidae. The transcript is spliced from 20 exons. The record is from RefSeq and is a predicted model, not a curated record.
AACGGUGCAGCGGUUCGGUGGAGACGAACAGUGUCUCGCUCUGGAAAUGUGCGUUCUCGUGCGGUCUCGAUGUGCGGUCUCCGCCCCGUUUGCGUUCUCACUCUAGCCCUGGAGGUGUUUGAGUAGUGGAGUUGUGGGUCUCCCCCACAUCGGGCGUUCUCAACCUCGGGUAGGUUUCACACCGUCACAACCGAACCGGUGAUUGUUACGGAUAAAAUGCCUGAACUGGCUUUCAUAAUUCGAAUAAAAUGGCGGCGAUCUCCGAACAACCACUCUACAGUGCUUCUGCAAAUGUUGUGAGGAGUCGCCAUCAUGUCGGAUCGGGGGGUGGGGGUGAGAUGGCUUGUGGUGAUGUGGGGCCUGUGGUGGGGUAUAGAGGGGGUAGGUUCACAGCGUCCCACUGGCCUCAACAAGCGUCACGACGUCUACAUAGCCGGCUUCUUUCCGUUCGGACGUCACGUGCCGGAGUCAAGCACGGGUCGCGGCGUCAUGCCUGCUGUCAAGUUGGCGGUCGAUCAUAUCAACGAGAGUCCUGCUGUGCUAAGGAACUAUCGGCUGCAUAUGUGGUGGAACGAUACUGAGUGUAACGCUGCCGUGGGAGUGAAAGCUUUCUUCGAUAUGAUGCAUGACGGGCCUCACAAGGUGAUGCUUUUUGGAGCCUCCUGCACUCAAGUGACUGAUCCUAUUGCUAAGGCCUCCAAGCAUUGGCGGCUUACACAGCUUUCUUAUGCAGAUACGCACCCGAUGUUCACGCCUCUGCAGUUCCCCAACUUCUUCCGCGUGGUUCCCAGUGAGAAUGCUUUCAAUCUUCCGCGCCUCAAGCUCAUGACCUACUUUAACUGGACUCGGGUUGGCACCAUCUACCAGAACGAGCCGAGAUACUCAUUGGCUCACAAUCGCUUAGUAGCUGACCUGGAUCAAUUUGAUUUCUCCGUUGUGGAGUCGCAAAGUUUUGCCAACGAAGUGAAAACGGCCAUCAAAAAGCUCAAAGACAAAGAUGUCCGCAUCAUACUCGGCAACUUCAACGAGUCCUGGGCCAGGCACAUUUUCUGCGAGGCUCAUAACCAAGGCAUGGUGGGUCGAAAGUACCAGUGGCUGAUUAUGGGAACUUAUGGCGAAAAGUGGUGGAGCGAGGAAGCUCCCUGUGACACCACAGAGCUGACCGCUGCGCUGGAAGGGUGCAUACUCACAGAUCUGCUCCCAUUGGCGACCACUGGUGACGUCACCGUCUCGGGCUUUACGGCAGAGGAGUACCAAGUGGAGUACGACUCGAGGAGAGGCCAGGAGUACUCCAGGUUCCACGGUUACACUUACGACGGCAUCUGGGCUGUGGCCCUGGCCAUCCAGCAUGUGGCGCAUAGGAUCAGACACUUCCAUAAAAACCAAACCGUUGUCGACUUCCAGUACCGCAGUCCGCUCUGGGAGAGACUGUUCCUUGAGGCGUUACGUAAUACUAGCUUUGAGGGUGUCACGGGUCCAGUCCGCUUUUACGAGAAUGAAAGAAAAGCUAGUAUCAUGCUCAAACAAUUUCUGAAUGGAGCCGAGGUGAAAAUCGGCGAAUUCAAUGGCGUAACUCGGAAGCUGGACUUGACCCGUGGCCAGGGCAUCCGUUGGAAGGACGGUCGCGGACCACCUAAGGACCGGACGUUGCAACAGGAGGUGCAGAGUCAUGUCAACAUCGCCAUCUACAGUCUGCUAGCGGCCACCGCUUCACUCGGCAUCAUCAUGGCCGCCGUCUUCCUAGCUAUCAACAUCAAGUACCGAAAUCAGAGGUACAUCAAGAUGUCCAGUCCACACCUGAACAAUCUAAUCAUAAUAGGAUGUAUGCUGACAUACAGCAGUGUGAUAUUCCUGGGACUGGAUUCGUCCCUGACCAGUGUAGCCGCUUUUCCCUACAUCUGCACGGCGAGGGCGUGGCUUCUGAUGGCCGGCUUCUCUCUGGCAUUUGGUGCCAUGUUCUCGAAGACGUGGCGUGUUCAUUCCAUAUUUACUGAUGUUAAGCUUAAUAAAAAGGUGAUAAAAGAUUAUCAAUUAUUCAUGGUGGUUGGAGUGCUUCUAGCCAUUGAUCUUGGUAUAAUGACGACGUGGCAAGUUACAGACCCAUUCUACCGAGAUACUAAGCAAAUGGAGCCAUAUCCACACCCCCAUAGUGAAGAUAUCAUAAUAAUACCGAAAAAUGAAUACUGCCAGAGUAAUCGUAUGACAAUCUUUGUGGGCUCGAUAUACGCUUAUAAAGGUUUAUUAAUGAUAUUCGGAGCAUUCCUUGCGUGGGAAACGCGUCACGUGAGCAUUCCCGCCCUGAAUGACUCCAAGUACGUGGGCAUGAGUGUGUACAACGUGGUGCUGAUGUGCAUCAUGGGUGCAGCCAUCUCAUUCGUCCUCUCCGACCAGCAAGAUGCCUCUUUCAUAAUUAUUUCCAUAUUUAUAUUGUUUUGCACCACCGCAACUCUGUGUUUAGUAUUUGUGCCAAAGAUCGUCGAACUUCGGAGAAAUCCGCAAGGACAGAUUGACAAGCGGAUUCGCGCGACACUGCGACCAAUGUCGAAGACGCGUCGCGACUCUUCCGAGCUGGAAGAACAGCUGCGAGACGCCAAGAACACGAACCAGCGAUGUCGCAAGAUGCUGCUCGAGCGGGACGCCGAACUGCAAGCCUUGCUCAGGCGCCUGGGCUCCGAGGAGAGACUCGACAAGCUUACGGCGCCGCCACCGCAUCAGGAUGUCGUUCAACUCAGGAAGGAGCCUCCGUCUCAGACUGAAACAACAGAUGUGACGUCACUGUGUUCACUCAACUCCAACUCCCAGGAGGGCGAAUACGUCAACUUGCAGACCAUGGAUGGACCACCUCCCUCCAAGAAGAAAACGAGCUUCGCGGGCUCUAAACAGCAGCAUGCGUCUCAGUUGGCAAUGGAUGAUGGCAUGCCUCCCCAAGGACUGGCCGUUAUCUCCGAAAGCAGUCCAAAUGGCAUCAUGCCAAUUGGUAUGGGUCAUGGCACCAGUGGCAUUAUGCCAAUUGGCAUGGGUCAUGGCAACGCAGCCAAUGGCAUUAUGCCGAUUGGCAUUGGUCACAGUCAUGGCAGCGGAUCUAGUAUCAGGGCUUCCCCGCCAAUCGGCCUAGGCAGCAAGGCGGUUUCUUGGGAGGAGCAGCAACAGCUGCAACCAAGACAACUGCAGUCCCACUGCGGAGGCGGUUCCGCCACUUUCCGGCGUCGAUCGAGCGCGGCGGCGGCGGCGGCACGGCCUCCGCCCCAGGCGGCCACACCUCCCGCGCCACGCCGCACCAGUGUGCCGGGGCGCCGGCCUCACCCCACCUACGUGCACCAGGAUGAGUUGUGGCUGACUCAGCGAUCCUCCUCAUCCUCCCACUGCCGGCCCCGCUGUUUGCUCAAUAACUCUUCCCCUCCUGACGAUCGUAGGCCUACACCAUGUGUGAAAUUCGGCCUGGAUGUGAACUCAGUCCGCGAGGGUCAAGAGCCGAAACAGAUCAGCUGUCACACAGCUAGAGAAUUGUGGCAUGAUGAAAGAUUUUUCGAGGGCUCGGACGAGGAAGUGUCAGUGAUCCAGCGGUCUGUGUCAGAGCGGAGUCGCGACAAAUGCUGCGGUCACAACAGACCACUUAAGAAGCCGACUCCUGCGCAUGUCCAGAGCACGCCCAACGUGCUAGCCGGCGCCGUCUCCGAGGGCGAGCUACUAGAUCUGGCCAUUCUGCCAAUAUUUCAGAAACUGCUCACCGAGCGGCGCGGCGCUGCUAUCGCUUCCUGUCCCAACAUCGCUAUCAAGUGUGACAUUGUCGAAUACCUAUGAGAAACUACUCUUUUUUCGAUUGGUGUGUUGUGGAAAACUAGAAUCUUUUUCCAAUUGUUGUGUUGUGAGAAACUAGAAUCUUAUUUAAUUUUUGUGUUGUGAGAUACUAAACUCUUUUUUUAAUUCUUGUGUUGUGAAAACCCACUCUAUUUCUACUUUUAGGGCCGUUUGCACAGUCAAAGCUUGAAGCUGCGUUUACACCAUAGCUAUUAACAAAAUGUUAAUAGCUCAAUCAUUAUAAAUUCUAUUAGAUUGAACAUAACUUAUCAAACUAAUGAUGAACAUAAAAUGUGUUUGUCAAGUUCCGUUCAAUCUAAUACAAUCUAUAAGGAUUAAGUUAUUAACUUAUUAACUUUGGAGUAAAUGCAGAUUUAGGCUGUGCAAAGCCAGAAAAAACUUCUACUGAUGAUAUUUUUCCAUUUUUUUCGGUUUGUAUAUGGUACUAUAAAGAUAUCAAAAUGAAAAAGGUUUCUCAGGAUUUUUUUCCGGUAAUUACUUUUUGAGAUAUAAGGGCAUAAAGUUUAAAUUUUAGUGACAGGUCAUUUCAAAUUCAUGAUUUUUUUCGUUUCGUAUAGCCUACUAUAAAGCUAUCAAAAUUAAAAAGGUUUCUCUAGAAUCUUUUUUUCCGCACAUUACUUUCUGAGAUAUUUAUGAGGGCAUAAAGUUUAAAUUUUUGUGACAGGUCAUUUCAAAUUCAUGAAACUCAUGAAAUUUUUUUGGUUCGUAUAGCCUACUAUAAAGCUAUCAAAAUGAAAAAGGUUUCUCAAGAAUUUUUUUUCGGUAAUUACUUUUUGAGAUAUGAGGGCAUAAACUUUAAAUUUUUGUGACAGGUCAUUUCAAGUCCGGUAAGAGAAUGAAAUUCAUGAAAAUUAUAGUUUUAUUCAAUGAACAAUAGGCUAUCAUGAAGAGUUUACCCUAUACAUUUCAUGGAUUUAUCUCUCACCGAAUUUGAAAUGAUCGCUGUCCCAAAAAUUUAAAUUUUAUGCCCUCAUAUCUCAGAACAAAUAAUGAUCGGGAAAACAAUUUUUUCCUGAGAAAACUUCAUUUCUAUAGCUUGACAGUGGACAAAUCGAAAAACAUUGAAAAAUAAUAUCACCAGUGGAUAUGGAAGGCAUUUUUAUUAGCCUUUGCACAGCCUUAAUACUCUGAAUUUAAUCAGCUGGCGGCUUGGACUCGACAUGAACCACAUUAUAAGAAACGAGACUAUGUACUCUUUAUAAAUGGAUUCAAUCCAGUUUAAAAUGAGAUUUAGUUUAAACUUACACUGUGCAAACGGCACUAGGGUCGUUUUCUCCAGAAAAGUUGAACUCAAAUUGUAUAUUGUAGUGUGGUCCACGUUAUAAUGGCAGUAUUUGAUUGACAUAUUGGUUUUGCUAUCCCAGUCUAUCAUCAGGCAAAUCAGAUAAAGCUAUCCUUCUCUAGCUCUGCAACGUUCCCAAAUCUUGAACGUGGAAAUAGUUAAUUAAGAGAAUAUUUCAUCUCAUUUAUAGAAACAAAUUAUUUAGAGUGCCGGUUGUACAAAAUCUGGUUAAAUUUUAAUCGUGAAUAAUUUUAAGAAAACUGAUCAGAAGAAGCCUUCUUUUCAAAAAAUCCUUCUCCAAUAUUGGUUCUCAUGAAAUUAAUCAAGAUUAAAAUUCAAUCGGCUUCUGUGCAACUGGGCAUAAUCAUUGAAAAUGAUUU